ACGUUGGUAGACAUGUAAAAAGUGCGCGUUGCGAUCGUCAGUUUGAAAUACUCUGGAGUAUGUAUGGUAUUUACCGUACAGGUUGAAUAAACAUUCUUACAGGAAGACUUCCGUGUGUUAAAUAAGAAGCACAUGGAUCACCAUACUACUCAGAUUAGUGCAUUAACUAGAAGAUUGGUAGAAUGUGUUGGACCAGUCUUCUUGAGUUUCUGGCAGGUUGAGCCUGGAAUUUCAGAUGAUGCGUUAACACUUCAAGAAGAAGAGGAAUCAGAAGAUGAGUUGACCUCUACUUUUGUUGAUCCAGAUGAUGUGAAUUUUCUUAGAAGCCUUGAUCCUAAAGAGUGGAAGGAACAAGAUCAUUAUGCUGUUCUUGGUUUAAAGAAAUUACGUCAUAAAGCUACAGAAGAUGAUAUAAAAAAAGCUUAUCGCUUGAAAGUGUUGCGUCACCAUCCUGAUAAGCGUAAGGCUCAAGGAGAGGAGAUUCGUCCUGAUGAUGACUACUUUACCUGCAUUACCAAAGCCUGGGAGAUAUUGGGUAAUCCACGCAAUCGCCGUUCAUAUGAUUCUGUUGACAAAGAAUUUGAUGAUUCUAUACCAACAGGCAAUGAGCAUACUCGGAAUAAUUUCUAUGAGGUGUUUGGGAAAGCAUUUGACUUGAACUCACGCUGGUCUGAGAAGAUGCCAGUACCAAAAUUAGGAAAUGAGUCAACAUCAAGAGAAAAUGUUGAACGGUUUUAUUCCUUUUGGUAUAACUUCGAAUCAUGGCGUGAAUAUUCAUACCUGGACGAGGAAGAGAAAGAACAAGGGCAAGGACGUGAGGAACGUAAGUGGAUAGAGAAACAAAAUAAAGCAGCUCGUGCUAAACGGAAGAAAGAAGAGAUGGCGAGGAUUAGAAGUCUUGUUGACAUAGCUUACAGCUUAGAUCCUCGUAUUCAAAAAUUCAAGCAGGAAGAUAAAGAUCGCAAAUUGGCCGUAAAGCAAGCUAAAAAGGACGCCGCAAGAGCUCGUCAGGAGGAAGAAGAUCGUAGAGCACAUGCUGCUGAAGAAGAGAUGAGGAAACAGAAGGAAGAAGCAGAAGCAGAACAGAAGGCAAAACAGGAUGCUAUCAAAGCGGAACGCGAAGCUCAGAAACGCGCUCUCAAAAAGGAGCGUGCGUCGCUUCGGAAACUGGCCAAAGGAAAUGACUAUUAUUCGGUUGAUCCUUCUGAAAUGGUCCACCACAUGGCUAGUCUUGAAAAGAUCUGCGAAUGCCUGAGAGUAGAUGAGCUGGAAGAACUAGUUACGAAAUUGACGCUCGAUGGUCGGGAAGCUUUCCUUCAAGCAAUGGAGGAAACAGAACGUCGCAUUGAGCGAGAGCGGCAAGAACUGAUGGAAUCUGCCACUCGUUCCUGUGGAGGUGGCUCAGGAACUACAGGUAGAAGUAAGAAGGGCUCAACUCCAUGGACACACGAACAGUUGCAGUUGCUGAUCAAGGCUGUUAACGUGUUCCCUGCAGGAACAAACCAGAGGUGGGAAGUGGUCGCCAAUUUUAUAAAUCAACACACCGUUGGUGACUUUGUGCCACGGACUCCAAAAGAAGUGCUCGCCAAGGCUAAAGAUCUUCAAAGCUGUGACUAUUCUAGAAACAUCCUUAAAGUUGCUGCCAACCAAAAAGCAUAUGAUAACUUUGAGAAAGAUCAAAAAGUUUCUGUAGAAGUUUCUGCAACUACAUCUCAGAGGUUUGAUAGUCCAGCUGAUCAGCAGGGAAUAAAAAUAACUCCUUGGACUGCAAUUGAACAGCAACUUUUAGAGCAGGCUUUGAAAACUUAUCCUGCCUCAACAUCUGAACGGUGGGACAGGAUCGCUGAAUGUCUUCCCACACGCUCCAAGAAAGAUUGUAUGAGAAGAUACAAGGAAUUAGUGGAAAUGGUAAAAGCAAAAAAGGCUGCUCAAGCUGCCAUUGCUCCAAGCAAGUCAAAAUAGCACAAGUUUGUUCCUAUUCUAUGUAUGAAUGAAAUUAAUGAACUGUUUAUUCAGAAGAAUCUUUUGUGUCUCUUACUUUUACUGUAUUUUAUUCUCUUUUGGUUUUUGAAUAGUGGGGGAAGAAAUGAACAGUACAGUCACAUAUCAUAGAACAGCGUAGCAUUUUAUAAGUCGAGCAAAGGUUGCCAUAUUUAGUAAAUGGUAACAUUUUUUAUUGGUGUUGGCAUUAUAGUUUUGGAGAAGUAUUAUCUUUGAACUGAAGACAAUUUUACCGACUUCGUCUGAUGUAAACUGAAGAUAAACCGGAGCUUUGUGUAUGCAAGGGCCGAAAGUGAAUGAAGAUUCACUUCACAUUUAAUUGGCUUUCUUCUCGUUUAGUAAUAAAUAUUCCAGCAGCUUAUGAUUAAUACUGAAAUAUUUUUAAGGUAAUGCACAUUUUUAGGCCCUGCUUCCAGUAGCCAUAUUCGAAAAUGAAACAUUCACGUUUAUGAUUUAGGAACCCCUAUUUUGCCACAUUAUUUCUAUCCAUUUUACACUGCUACUUCAGUCAGGAAGUUUACUUGUGAUGUGUGUUCGUAGUUCAUUUUUGCUAAUGGAGAUAUACAGGGUGGGAGGGAAAAAAGUAGGCAUUGAGAAAUGGUUAAAACCUCUAUAUUUCCAAUGCAUAGCAAUUAUUUAAUGACUACUUACUUCCCACCCACCUUGUAUAUCUCAUUACAGCAAUUAGUCAUUAUUUUGAUGUAAGAUAUGUUUUAUAGGAUUUGAGGUUUUCAUGGCAGUGAGUUCAAAGAUGGCCAUCUUCUGAGUUGUUGUGCCACAUAGACUGGUAGAAGUUUUCCAAUGUUUCAGAGGUCCUUGCUGCCUCUACCUUUGAAAUGGAGGUAAAUUUCUAUCAGACUACGUGGCAAAGCGACCCAGAAGACGGCCAUCGUACAAUGUUUUAUUAUUUUCCUUGACAUGUGCUUAACAUAGCUCACAUGGAAUAAUUUUAUUGAAGUUAAAAGUGGCCUAUUCAAUCUUUUCAAUUUCCUAUCCUGUGAAUGCAAUUUAAAUAGAAGUGAAAAGAUGGAUUGCUGACACUAAUAGCAUAAUAAGAUACUAAUCAUAUGUUGCUACCAGAUUAUAUGACAUAGCAUAUCCUGAUUUAUAGUCCUUUGGUGUCUGUAUUAAACACUAAUCACUCCUGAGUUUGAAUACAGCCAACAAAGCUUUAUUUAUAAAAAGGGACUUUUGUAAUUUGGUACACUUAGAAUAUAACGCGAAUAAAUCACAUUUAACCAGUAAAGAUCUACGCAGAAUAAGUUUUAUGACUUCAAGGCGACUGUAUUAUCCUUUCUUUUCUCAUUGUAUUGCCUAAUUGGUAAUUGAAUGAUUAUGAAGUGUCUCAUAAAUACUGUUUGAUUUUUCUACAAUGCAAUACAACUGGUCCACUUGUAUGCUUAUUUUACAGUCUAGAUAAAAGGCAUGUCCAGAUAAAUAAUACUCAGCUCUUUUAGCAGUUCAUGAAGAGAUUUUAGGAUUUACAAACUUUACCUGCAUGCCACAAUGUAAACUUUGGAAUUAAAGCCAUAACUUAUUUACAA
Messenger RNA from Zootermopsis nevadensis, 3545 nucleotides. Its product is annotated as dnaJ homolog subfamily C member 2. Gene Ontology annotation, biological process: regulation of translational fidelity; 'de novo' cotranslational protein folding. NCBI's taxonomy places the organism in Eukaryota, Metazoa, Arthropoda, Insecta, Blattodea, Termopsidae. Gene Ontology annotation, cellular component: cytosol. Gene Ontology annotation, molecular function: Hsp70 protein binding; ribosome binding. The record is from RefSeq and is a predicted model, not a curated record.